AUGGUCUCCGCCACAAUACUGUGUUCCGCAACCCAUUAUUGUCUGGCACAGCUUCCCCAGCAAGUACCCGCACCGAAUCCAUUCCAAGAAACCCCCUCAAGUUUCUGGGACAAAUAUAUCAAAGGCCGGCCUCUCCUCUCCCCGAGUCCCUCCUCCAACGUGUCUGGCACUAUCAUGCCUCUCACGGCGGAGCCUUCAAUCUCCUCCACGAACCAGCCGCCUAGCCGCAAAGUUCCCAAAAGGUCAUCGUCUCAGACAUCAGCGCCUCAAACAUCAACACAGCGAAAUCCCAUCUCCCAGACCUCUCAAACAUCACAUUCCGAGCCGCUCCCAUAG
Messenger RNA from Pseudocercospora fijiensis CIRAD86, 336 nucleotides. RefSeq lists its product as uncharacterized. The coding region runs from base 1 to 336 and encodes 111 amino acids. The record is from RefSeq and is a predicted model, not a curated record. NCBI's taxonomy places the organism in Eukaryota, Fungi, Ascomycota, Dothideomycetes, Mycosphaerellales, Mycosphaerellaceae. The transcript is spliced from 5 exons.